Messenger RNA from Ipomoea triloba (trilobed morning glory), 1237 nucleotides. RefSeq names its product inorganic pyrophosphatase 1-like. Gene Ontology annotation, molecular function: phosphatase activity. The record is from RefSeq and is a predicted model, not a curated record. The transcript has 4 exons. The coding region runs from base 108 to 959 and encodes 283 amino acids. Lineage: Eukaryota; Viridiplantae; Streptophyta; Magnoliopsida; Solanales; Convolvulaceae.
CUCCACCCAAAACACACACGUAACUACCCCUCCCUGUCCCUUCUUUUUCUGGUCCCCUUCCUAACCUAACCUCCAACAAAACCAAAACCAAAAAAAAACAAUAACAAAUGGCUGGAAUCGGAACCGUGGUGGUUUUUGAUUUUGACAAGACCAUUAUCGACGUGGACAGCGACAACUGGCUCGUGGAUGAGUUGGGUUUCACUGAUCGCUUCAACCAACUUCUCCCUACCAUGCCAUGGAACUCUGUCAUGGCCAGGUCUGGAUUAGGGGCCGGCUAUGAUAAUCCCCGUUAUCCGCAGGACAAGAUGAUGAAUGAGAUCCACGCCAAGGGGAAGAAGAUUGAGGACAUUGAAGAGGUUCUCAAACGGACGCUCAUCCAUCCCCGGAUAGUUCCUGCCAUUAAAUCAGCUUAUGCUUUAGGGUGUGAUUUGAGGAUAGUGAGCGAUGCGAACGUGUUCUACAUUGAAACCAUCUUGGAACACCAUGGCAUCCGUGAAUGCUUCUCGGAGAUCCACACAAACCCGGGCUAUGUCGAGGAAGGCCGGCUAAGAAUCCGCCCUUACCAUGAUUUCCACACUUCUCCCCACGGCUGCAACAAUGUCUGCCCACCCAACAUGUGCAAGGGUAAGAUUAUAGAAAGGAUUCAAGCCUCCUUGGCUAAGGAAGGGAAGAAAAGAAUGAUUUACCUUGGUGAUGGGGCUGGUGAUUUCUGCCCCAGCCUGAAGCUCAAAGAGGGAGAUUUUCUGAUGCCAAGGAAAGAUUUCCCAGUCUGGAAAUUGAUAACUGAGAACCGAAAGCUCUUGAAGCCUGAGAUUCAUGAAUGGACUGACGGUGAAGAGCUCGAGCGCAUUCUGCUUCAUCUCAUUAACAAGAACUUACCUGCAGCUCAACCCAAGUUCCAGAAAGUUUCCAUCCAGGCUCACAAGGCCUUGCCUAAAGCUAUCCCUGUGCCAUUUUAGUGCAGGCGGGCAAAUUAAAGUUGCUUAAUUGCUAUCUGUUUUUUUUAUUGCAGGCCGGCAAAUUAGAGUUGCUUAAUUGUUAUCUGUUGAAACUAUUGCACCAGGUGUGAACUAGCCUACUAGUUCACCCUGAUGGACCAAUGUUGUAGCCAUGCUUAAUGCUUUAGUUACUGAACUGAAACAAAGAGGCCAGUAGUCAUCAUCUGAGCCCUAUUUUUAUGAUUAACAUGCAAUAAUAAAGUCAAAUAGUUCUCAUAAAUAAGAUCCGAGUUACACUA